Letharia columbiana is the source of this 846-nucleotide messenger RNA. RefSeq lists its product as uncharacterized. Bases 1 to 846 code for a protein of 281 amino acids. Lineage: Eukaryota; Fungi; Ascomycota; Lecanoromycetes; Lecanorales; Parmeliaceae. Gene Ontology annotation, molecular function: oxaloacetate transmembrane transporter activity; antiporter activity; succinate transmembrane transporter activity. The record is from RefSeq and is a predicted model, not a curated record. Gene Ontology annotation, cellular component: mitochondrial membrane. Gene Ontology annotation, biological process: malate transmembrane transport; succinate transmembrane transport; phosphate ion transmembrane transport. The transcript is spliced from 3 exons.
AUGCUUCGCCGCCUCCGUGACACAUCCAUUGGAUCUGAGUACGAGCGCAAGACCUUAUUGAGAGAAAAAGUCCGCCUCCAAACACGAACUCCAGAUGGCCCCAAGGGCAUGCUCGGCACUUUCGUGCACAUCCUCAAGGCCGACAGUGUAUUGGGCCUCUACCGCGGCCUCUCCGCCUCUCUUCUCCGUCAACUAACCUAUUCCACCACCCGUUUCGGCAUCUACUCCGAACUUAAAGGGACCUUCACGACCGCGCGCUCCUCUCCCUCCCUCCUCUCCUUAAUCGCCAUGGCCAGCGCCUCCGGCUUCCUAGGCGGCAUAGCCGGCAACCCAGCCGACGUACUCAACGUGCGCAUGCAGCACGACGCCGCUUUACCCGCUGAUAAGAGAAGGAACUACAGGAACGCCAUAGACGGACUGAUACGGAUGACUCGGGAGGAAGGCUGGCGGAGCCUGUGGCGUGGCGUCUGGCCGAACAGCAUGAGGGCCGUGCUCAUGACGGCGAGCCAGCUCGCGAGCUACGAUAGCUUCAAGCGGGUCUUGCUGGCGAAGACGUCACUCGAGGAUAAUCUGACGACGCAUUUUACCGCGUCCCUGCUUGCGGGCUUCGUGGCGACGACGGUGUGCAGUCCUGUGGAUGUGAUCAAGACACGGGUCAUGAGCGCGAAAGAGAGCGAGAGUCUGCUGGGGCUGUUGAGCAGGACCGUCAAGAAUGAAGGCGUCGGGUGGAUGUUUCGGGGCUGGGUGCCGAGUUUUGUGCGGUUGGGACCGCAUACGAUUGCUACUUUUCUGUUUUUGGAACAGCAUAAGACGAUCUAUCGGCAAUUGAAAGGAUUAGAUAAGUGA